AUGGCGGUGGCUUUGGAGGUGAGUUUAACUGUGUAUAGUUACCCUCUGGGUGGACUCGGAGGAGGAUUGGGUGGAAUCGGAGGUCUAGGAGGAUUUGGUAAAUUCGGAAGCAGAAGUCUAGGCGGAAUUGGUGGUUUAGGUGGAAUCGGAAGUGGAAGUCUAGGCGGAAUUGGUGGAAUAGGAAGUGGAAGUCUUGGCGGAAUUGGUGGUUUUGGUGGAAUCGGAAGUGGAAGUCUUGGCGGAAUUGGUGGUUUAGGUGGAAUCGGAAGUGGAAGUCUGGGCGGAAUUGGUGGAAUAGGAAGUGGAAGUCUUGGCGGAAUUGGUGGUUUAGGUGGAAUCGGAAGUGGAAGUCUGGGCGGAAUUGGUGGAAUCGGAAGCGGAAGUCUUGGCGGAAUUGGUGGUCUUGGUGGAAUCGGAAUCGGAAGUCUGGGCGGAAUUGGUGGUCUUGGAGGAAAAGGUGGAUUGGGAGGAAUUGGUGGAAUCGGAGGUAUAGGAGGGCUUGGCGGAAAAGGAGGAGUUGGUGGAAGUGGAGGAUUUAGUGGAAAAGGAUUCUAUUAAAAGAGAGUUUUACUGCUGUCUUGCCGACUGUCGAAACAUAGUAAAAUAUAAUAAAUUACAUUGUAUCCAUA
Molecule: messenger RNA, 629 nt
Organism: Magallana angulata
Lineage: Eukaryota; Metazoa; Mollusca; Bivalvia; Ostreida; Ostreidae
Exons: 3
Coding region: 1-558 (185 amino acids)
Source: RefSeq, a predicted model, not a curated record